This is a messenger RNA of Carassius auratus (goldfish), 1629 nucleotides long. RefSeq names its product histidine triad nucleotide-binding protein 3-like. The transcript has 5 exons. The coding region runs from base 349 to 870 and encodes 173 amino acids. Gene Ontology annotation, molecular function: catalytic activity. Lineage: Eukaryota; Metazoa; Chordata; Actinopteri; Cypriniformes; Cyprinidae. The record is from RefSeq and is a predicted model, not a curated record.
UUUGUUUGCUUUGAUAAUUUGUUAUUACCACUGUAACACUGACCGCUCUCUUUGUUAGAAAACAGCUGAUUAAUUGAUACAGUGCUUAAUUAUUUUAUUAUUUUCAUCAACAGCAACAUAAAUUCUGCGUUAUUAUAAGCGGAUCAUAGACGCAAAUAAUUUCCUAUGACAAACUCAUCAGUUGUUUUAAUAAUUCCGGUAAUUCUGGGAGACACUGUGAUCACAUGAGCUCAUGUAAUUGCGUUAAAUUAAACGUUACGUUAAUCCGUUUGAACGCGGAAGAACAGAUGACAUAAUCAAAGCCAACUUCAGGGAUUCGAGACAUUUGUCCCGAACACUCUGUCAGGAAUGUCUGGAGAAAAGUGUGACUCUGAUGAUAAUCAAGAUUCUUCUGCCGACUGUGUUAAACAAACUUGUGUUUUCUGUAAAAUCGCGAACAGGGACGAUCCAUCCACUGAGAUAUUGGCGGAAGAUGAGGACAUUGUUUGUUUCAAGGACAUUGAUCCAGGUGCACCUCAUCACUACCUGGUUAUACCAAAGAAACAUAUCCAUAGCUGUUUGUCACUCCAAGCAGAUGAUAUAAAUCUAGUGAAGAAGAUGGCAGAUAUGGGAAGAGAUGUACUGAAAGCCAAGAAUGUCACAAAUUUGGAAGACAUCAGUCUAGGUUUCCACGUGCCUCCUUAUAUCACUGUUCCGCACCUGCACCUCCAUGUUCUAGCACCUUUCAGUCAGUCGUUUAAAUGGUCACGGUGCAAGUAUACAGCCAUCUGGUACCUCACUGAGGAGACGCUGCUUAAGAAACUGAUGGGGGAUAAAAAAAGAAAACAAUGGAGAUGUAACAAUUGCAUGCUGCCUUGUGUAGCGUUGUGAGCCUUAUUAUUGAACAAAAAACCUGAAAUCACAAGGCACUUUUUUUUUUCAUUUUCAUAUUUUAUAUAUAUAUAUAUAUUUUAUAUAAUGCUAACAUAUUUUAAAAACUGCUAUGGUAUCCUUAGAACUGAAAAUUACUAUUUAUAACUAAAGUGUAAUAUAAACAGUAACAUUUUUGUGUGAUUAAUUAUAUAUGUUAGUACACAUUUUACAUGCAACAUUGUGAAAGAUUUAUCAUACAGUGAGGCAUGUUUUCUUCAAUGUUCAUGGUCAUAUUUAUCUGAGGGCCACAUCAUGUCUUAAGUGUGCGGUUCUUGGUGUGAAUAAGCUGCUAAAUAAGUCUAAAUCAAGGUAAAUGUGCCAAAGCACUACACAUGCCAGAAACACAUGAAAUUAAGAAAUAUUGAAAAACGUUAAUGGACAAAGGAUAAACAGACUUGCAGUACAAUCAUCGAAACAUGGUAGCAUGGAUCAAGUAAGUUUUAUUUUUAUUAUUAAUUGAAAUAAAAAUAAAAAACUUGAUUCCUCUAACUACGCUUUAUUCCUUUUAUUUUAUAUUUAUUAUUUUAUGUUACGUGUGCUGCAUUAGACCAUCCGGGACCUGUCACGCCACUUACAUAUUGAUACACUGUUGUUGGUUUGAUUGUUUCUAUUGUCCUCAUUUGUAAGUCACUUUGGAUGAAGGCAUCUGCUAAAUGAUUUAUGGUAAAUGUAAAUAAAAGAUUGUUUUCCAUAAACAUUAGAUCACAUCUGUGGCAU